GUGGUGUUUCUUAUCUUCUAAUGACUCCCUCUAUUGUCGACAUUUCUUGUAACUAGGAAGAUCAUUUACGAUCCUGUCGACUUCCAAAUGAAUUUCCUCACCUGCGAUAUGCAAAGAUUUGCUGUGUCAAAGGAAUGUAUCUUCAGAAUGAGUGGAGUCAUUUGCACCAUAACAGCUGCGGUGUUUGAAAUAAUCCUUGCAAACAGCCGAUGCUGGCGCCUAUGGGAAUUUGACGAUAAGAUUGUAAAGUUCGUGUUUUUUGGACUCUGGGAAGCUUAUUACCAUCAAGAGUUUAACAUCUCUGGAUCUACCAUCCGGAUUCUGGUGCACAGCCCUAUCAACUCUACAUGGACUAUUUCACCUGAAUUUCACUAUGCACAGAAAUUGAUAGUAUGGGCGAUUUUGUUGAAACCUGCAGUCCUACUUUUUAAUGCAUUGGCCGUUAACAUAGACUACAGGGAUGACUCAUUUGUUAAGGCACAGAUACUUUUGUACAAGAUCUCUGCCUCCAUUUUGAGUAUUAGCAGCCUUUGCACAUUUAUUUCUGUGAGCUGGAACCAUGUCGUAGACCUUUACGGCCAAACCACACUUGAUUUUCCACGAAGCUUUCCUGUUAAGAAAGAGGAUCUUAAAAUGAAACACUAUACUGCUGCAUUCCCAAUAGGGGUCUUGACAGCUACCAUGUCACUCUUUGGUGUGAUUAUAUUUCUCUUUCAGAUGAGCUCUUUGGAGCCACAGAGUGAAGAGGAGGCCCAGUGUGCUUCCAGACUGAUCAAUCAAAACACAUGAGGCGAGGGCUCUGGCAUCUGCCAGAAGAGUCCUUUAAAAAUGUGUCUGUAUGCACACAUUACUAAUGUACUCAUCAACUUAUUCCAAAUAAAACAUCAACUUGGUUUC
Molecule: messenger RNA, 897 nt
Organism: Mus caroli (Ryukyu mouse)
Lineage: Eukaryota; Metazoa; Chordata; Mammalia; Rodentia; Muridae
Cellular component (GO): bicellular tight junction
Molecular function (GO): structural molecule activity
Source: RefSeq, a predicted model, not a curated record